This is a messenger RNA of Ectocarpus sp. CCAP 1310/34, 1926 nucleotides long. The record is from the annotation of a GenBank genome assembly. Lineage: Eukaryota; Phaeophyceae; Ectocarpales; Ectocarpaceae.
UUUGUGUAGCCCCGACUCCUCGUGCGCCUUCCCUUAACGCUAACCCUGUUACGCUACAAAACAACCAUGGCUAGGGCAGGAGCGUUCGUUGUAUUCGCGUGCGUAGGCGCAAGCCAAGCGUUCGUGGUCCCGACGGCAACCGUCUCGGGCGCAUCAACCCGACACACGUCGUCUUCAUUGACGAUGGCAGCGGAGAACGCGUACCACAAGAAGGACUUCUGGAUCGCCCCGUCGAUCCUCUCGGCGGACAUGGCAAAGCUGGGCGAGGAGGUGGACAACGCGAUGUCGGCGGGCGCAGACAUCGUUCACUUCGACGUGAUGGACAACCACUACGUGCCUAACCUCACGAUCGGGCCCCUCGUGUGCAAGGGGCUGAGGGACCACGGCGUGACCAACCCCAUCGACGUGCACCUCAUGGUGUCGCCCGUCGACCGCAUCGUCGGCGACUUCGCUGAGGCCGGCGCGUCGUUCAUCACGUUCCACCCCGAGGCGUCGCCCCACGUGGACCGUACCCUGGGACUCAUCAAGUCAUAUGGGUGCAAGGCUGGACUUGUAUUUAACCCUGCGACUCCUCUUGACCACGCCAAGUACGUACUGGACAAGGUCGACAUCAUCCUACUCAUGUCUGUCAACCCUGGCUUCGGCGGGCAGAGCUUCAUCCCCAGCACCCUCGACAAGCUGAGGGAGGCACGCAAGAUGAUCGACGAGUCCGGUUACGACAUCCGCCUUGAGGUGGACGGUGGUUGCGGUGUAGCCAACAUCAAGGAGAUCGCGGAGGCGGGCGCGGACAUGUUUGUCGCGGGGUCGGCUAUCUUCAACAACCCCAGGACGAAGGAAAACUACAAGGAGACUAUCGACAAGAUGCGCUCCGAGCUCGCCGACGCGACCAUCGCGUAGAGGGCAACAUUUGACCGCGACUGAACGACGGCUUCAAGACAAGGGCUUGGCUGACCUACUGCCCCUGUCAGGUCUUGCUUUCACGCUCCACCAGUGUGCUUACGUGCACAAAAAAUUCGGGAGGAAGAUGGCGGCGCGACAUGCAGCAGAAGAACAUCCGGGGGGGCGGAGUCAACUCCUUGGUAGAGAGAGCACCGCAGUAGAAUGCGCAGCAUUGAUUUGUAUCGAUAGAGUUGUUGGGUCUCGGCGAGUUUUUUUUUCAUUCGUUGGGAGGGGGCCGGCAUUCCAAGGCCAGGGUAUCCGUUUUGUUAAGAGCGAGUCUGUUUCUGUCUCGCACGAGUUUUGAGAGGAUAUUCAUAACGUUACAGGCAGACUGCCUGCGCGAGACAAUCCGUAAGCGGAUACGUUUGAGGUCUGGGGUGGUUUGUUGUCACGCUCUUCGAGACGGAAUUGCGAGGAGUUUUCAAAAUGUAUACAUACCAUCACAAACGGGCGAGACAGUCCGCAAGGGUUGUGUUUAAGUAUCUGGACUUUUUGUUUUGCCCUAGUACUCCAGUUAUGCCAGCCGGAAACUAGAAGAGUUUUUCGUGAAAAUAGACGUCGCAUCACAGAAGGGCGCGACGGAACCAGGACCGUUGUUGAAAGGUUUUCGUUGGGGACCGGCCGCCACAUAUACGCGUCUGGUGGUCGCCCCUAGUGUUCCACACUGGUCGUGGACGUAAAUGACAGAACGCAGCGUGGAUCGUGCAACCUAUCCCAUGAGAAAGCAAACGAUCUUCCUGCAGGGAUUCGGACUUGUGGCACACCCAUGAGCCUGACAAUCCUUCACACGAUCGAAAACGCGCUCGCUCUGUUUAGUCGUCGACGUUUAGUAUGCCAUCGCUUCUGUUCUCGAACUCAAUACGGCAACGUCAACCACCAUCGGCAGUAUGUACGCGUAUUCCAGCUCCAGGACCUUCAACCGGCCACAGCAGCCAGGAAUGUCUGUCCCAAAAGAUUUGUAAAGGAGAACGGUAAACUUUCUGCGGU